GCAGGCGCCGCUCGCAGGCAGCCCCGCCGGAGCCCGGCUCCGCGCACGGAUUAGCCAGCGCUGAUUUAUUUACUGACAGACCUGCCGCCAGAAUCGGGCUUGCGGAGAGCGGCGAUCGCGCCUGCCCCUGCACACGACAAGCACACACGACCAGCACACGCACAGCGCCUUCGUUUUCCCCGUGGGGACGAGAGCCUCACUCGUUGUUGCCUUGUGGCCAAUGCCGCGGCGAGCGGGAGCGGCUGCGGCGGUGCCCGGUGCGCCCAGCCCCGGCUCGCUGCCCCGGCACCCGGCUGGAAGGGGUUGAAAUAAGUGGCCAACCUGUGGUGCGCACUGACCGCAGGCACCUGCGAGUGUGGAUCAGCCGGCACAGCCCCUCGGCACCGCUGUCACCCGGCGCUCACACCAGCGGGAGAAGCGCUGCUAUUUCUCUGCCUAGGAUCAGUUAAGUGCUUCUUCUGCAUGACCAUAACCAAAGGGUGACCCAUCCACUCCCUUGUGUCCUAUGGGGACCUCAGAGCCAGUUUCUCAGUCUUCAUCUCCUCCUCCUCCUCCUCCUCCUCCAUCGCCUCCUCCUCCUCUUACCGCUGCUGCUGAUGCCCUGGGUGCUGCUCCCAGGUUUGAGACAUUGUUGACAGGCUGAAGAAAGGAUUUGCAAAGACCUCCUCACUGUGUAAAUGAAGUGAAUGGCUGGAAUUAACUUCAGCUCUCCAAGAAAUGACAUUAAACAGUAAGUGUGCUAGGCCAAAGCAUUACCAGGAACAAAUAAUGAGGAAAGAGACUAUUUGCAUUUGGUUUCAAUGAUGAGCUAAAACCAUCUGUGGAGAACAGGUACCCUUUGGUUUGCUUUUUUUUUUUCUUUCCCCUGAGGAAUGCAGCCUGUGAGGCAGUCAUGAUUCUGAUCAGGUACAGCUGUGAUGGCUGCAGGAGAUAAAUGAAAAUAAAGGGGCUUGGUGGAUGGAAGAACAAGGUCUCAGCUGUUCUCUGGCCCAAUCUGAGAAUUUCAUCUUUUCUCAUUAGCUAAACAGUAGUUUGUGUCAAACCUUCCAGAGAACAGGAAGAUGUGGCUCUGUGGUUUUCCAAAGUACAGAUUCAGCGCUACCACCACGUUUCCCCGCUCGACGCGCAGGUGACCGCCCUCCGAACGCUGAUGGCUUUGAACUUCCCGGCUGCCAAAGUCACACUGUAAAUAGCGCAAAACCUCAUCAGGGCGAGCGCCCACAAACCAAAACAAGACUUGCAGGAUGGAGGUGGCCAUGGUGAGCGCCGACAGCUCCGGCUGCAACACCCACAUGCCCUACGGCUACGCGGCCCAGGCGCGGGCCCGCGAGCGGGAGCGCCUGGCCCAGUCCCGGGCAGCGGCGGCGGCGGCCGUGGCGGCGGCCACGGCAGCGGUGGAAGGUGGGGCGGCGGGCGGAGGGGGGCCCUACCACCACUACCACCAGGAGCAGGCCCGCGGGGCCUCCUCCUCGCGCUCAGGCAGCCUGCCCCGCCGGCAGAGCGGCAAGAGGAGGAAGAAGGGCAAGAAGAGGAGCCACCACCUGGGCAGCAGGGAGUGUGGGGCCUCCUUCCCCUGCUCCGAGCUGCUGCCGCUCAGUGGUUCCGAGGAGAGGAUACUGAAGGACUUGAGCGAGGAGGAGGAGGAGGACGAAGAUGAGGAUGAAGACGACGAGGAGGAAGGGAAGCUCUACUACAGUGAUGACUAUGGGGAGGAUGAGUUUUCCUACUCGGACCAGCCGCCCGAUGACGGGGGAGGCCCCGGGGGUUACAGCUCCGUGCGCUACAGCGAGUACGAGUGCUGCGAGCGCGUGGUGAUCAACGUGUCGGGGCUGCGCUUCGAGACCCAGCUGAAGACCUUGGCUCAGUUCCCGGAGACGCUGCUGGGGGACCCAGCCAAGAGGGGCAGGUACUUUGAUCCUCUCAGGAAUGAGUACUUCUUCGACAGGAACCGGCCCAGCUUUGACGCCAUCCUGUACUACUACCAGAGCGGUGGCCGGCUGAAGAGGCCAGUCAAUGUGCCCUUUGACAUCUUCUCUGAGGAGGUAAAGUUCUACCAGCUUGGGGAGGAGGCCAUGCUCAAGUUCAGGGAGGAUGAAGGUUUUGUCAAAGAGGAAGAGGAAAAGGUUUUACCGGAGAAUGAGUUUAAGAGGCAGGUGUGGCUGCUGUUUGAGUACCCGGAAAGCUCCAGUCCAGCCAGAGGCAUCGCCAUUGUCUCUGUCUUGGUCAUUUUGAUCUCCAUCGUCAUCUUUUGUCUGGAGACUUUACCAGAGUUCAGAGAUGACAAGGAAUUCGUCAUGUCCCUGAGCUUAGGGAAGGGGCUUUCCAACGAGUCUCUCCGCCUGGACGCCGGGGAGCACACCAUCUUCAAUGACCCUUUUUUCAUUGUAGAGACCGUGUGCAUCAUCUGGUUCUCCUUCGAGUUUACAGUGCGCUGCUUUGCGUGUCCCAGCAAAGCACACUUCUUCAAGAACGUCAUGAACAUCAUAGACAUUGUGUCCAUCUUGCCUUACUUCAUCACCCUGGGCACGGACCUGGCGCAGGAGCAGGGCAGCCAGCAGGCCAUGUCCUUUGCAAUCCUGAGGAUCAUCCGUCUGGUCAGGGUGUUUCGCAUCUUCAAGCUCUCCAGGCACUCCAAGGGUUUGCAGAUCCUGGGUCACACGCUCAGGGCCAGCAUGAGGGAACUUGGCCUCCUCAUCUUCUUCCUUUUUAUCGGAGUCAUUUUGUUUUCCAGUGCUGUUUACUUUGCAGAAGCUGACGAGCCUGCCACCCAUUUUCAAAGCAUCCCAGAUGCCUUUUGGUGGGCCGUAGUGACCAUGACUACGGUCGGUUAUGGGGACAUGAAACCCAUAACCGUGGGUGGGAAGAUAGUCGGGUCCCUGUGUGCCAUUGCAGGAGUGUUAACCAUUGCUUUACCAGUGCCAGUGAUUGUCUCCAAUUUUAACUAUUUCUACCACAGAGAAACUGAGAACGAAGAGCACACGCAGAUGAUGCAAAAUGCUGUCAGUUGCCCUUACCUCCCUACAAAUUUACUGAAGAAAUUUAGGAGCGCAUCAUCUUCAUCCACAGAGGAUAAAUCAGAGUAUUUGGAGAUGGAAGAAGGAGUUAAAGAAUCUCUUUGUGUAAAGGAGACUAAAAGUCAGGACACGGGGAAUAGCAGUGAGUCAGAGAAGAAAAACUGUGUAAAUUCAAAUUCUGUGGAAACUGAUGUGUAGUUUUGAGCGUUUCCAAAUAUAUUUAUGCAUUAAAGAGUGCAGUGAAAAUAACGAAAUAUGCAAACAAGAGUCUGCAGCAUACAGUAGUAUGCCAUUUAAUGGUUAAAUACAAAUAAAAAGCAUUGCUGAACAUGUAUUACAUAUCAAGUAAGUGUUACAACUUGAGGAAAGGAUUGCUAGAUCUGAUAAAUUUUCAGACUUUAUAUUUUUAUUAGAAUGCAAGUGUUUUGCACAUGAGGCUGAAAAAUUUAUUAAAACCAAGUCAGUUUUAAAGUGGGUGCAUGAACUGUCGACAUCACUAAUAACAGCUCUGUGGUAAAAGUUGGCAUUCAGAGGUAUUUACUAUGUAAGAAACAAUGAAGUUUGGUAGUCAUUUAUCUAUUUAUCAGUGCUUUAAUAGCAGCUACCAUAAAUCAUUGGAUACCAUAGUCAUUGUUUUUCAAAUGGUAAAUUUAUUGUAAAAAGAUAUUCUACAGAAGAUAGAUCUAAAUUUUUUUUUUCUUGAAAUCUAUAAUGCUUGUUUUUAACUGGAAAUUUACUUUGGAAAGGCUGUUGACCCUCCAGAAAUUGUUUAUUUUUAUAACUCUCUUUGGAGGCAUUGCAGCAUUUGUUGUCUAAUAAUGAAAGAAAUGAAGUAAGAGAAUUGUUAAACCUGGUCUGACUGCAAAGGCAAAAUGACUGGAAUGCUUUUUUGCACUACUUUAUAUGCUGGAGAUAUAUCGAAAGAGACUUCAUACUGUGAAUGUUUACUAAUGUAAUAGUUCAAUGACAAUCAUUGGGAGAGUGAAUUCUGCAUAAUAUUUUAUUGUUUCUUCUUCCUCUGUGAUGCUGAUGGCAAAACAGCUGACAUGACAUCAAUUCCAUACACUUUUUGGUUAUGAAUAUCUGUGAUCUGGAAAAGGAUUGUGAAGUAAAAUUUUCUAAUCAAAAUUAUUUGAAAUUGGUGUUUUCUACUGAUGCCCUCAAGAAAUACCAACCUAAUUUAUAUAUUUUUUUUUUUCUUUUUCUGCUUAAUUUAGCAUUCAGAGUCUACGACUAGUACAUGCACUUUGUCAGUAUUGAGGAAAUUUGGUGUAUGGGAGGAGCAGGUAGAAAUAAUAAGAUACUCAGUUGUUACACUGCUGACAAUUGAGGAUUGCUGACUUUUAAUAAUGUGCUAUUAUUGGUGCUGCAAUUCCCCUUGAUUACAGCUUUCACCCAUGUAUAUUUGAAGCAACAUUUAAGAUCUAAACCAGGCAUUUGGGGUUUCAAAAGGAACACAUUGGGUCCCAUGGAGUCCUUGUGAAAGCAUUCCAUGGUUUCUCUUCCCUGAUUUUCAGGCCAGCUAUGUUUUGCUAUGUGUCAAAACCUCCCACCGCCCUUCCUAGGAGGUUCAGGUAGGUAAAGAUUAGCUGGCCUGCAGUAUAUUCCAGAGUCCAGAACGAGAUAGGUGAGAUAUUGCUGCAUACAACAUAAAUAAUAGAUUCAGAACAAGGCUUUUUCAGACUUGCCAUUACUGAGGGAAGGCACAAUUAAUCCGUCACUGUUUUUGAAGAGGCACUGUGGAACAUUCCAGAUUAUAAAACUUGAACCAAAUUGGCAUAUGCACUUUAAGGUCUGGGACAGGCUGUUAUGGAAGGAAAAAGGACUUACCAACACCACAGAAUGACAGUAGUUUGCAAUGUUCAUUUAAAGCUGAGUAGAGAUGGAGAGUUUUUUGCAGGGAGAACUUGUUGGUGACUGACUUACAGCAACAACAGAUGCACUCUGAAUUGGGCAUCCAUGAUAUUACACAUGAUAGGCCUUGUUUGCUGAAUCCAGUGGCACCAAACAGAGCUGCAGACACAGGCUUCUCUUUAAUGGUUGGGUUUUGCCUUCAUAGUUUUUCUGUGAGUCUCUUCGAAAAGUUUCUCUGCUUGUCUUCUUUUGCAUUGCAGAAAAAUAAAAAAAAAAGACAACACACAAAA
This is a messenger RNA of Melospiza melodia melodia, 5158 nucleotides long. RefSeq names its product potassium voltage-gated channel subfamily A member 4 (gene KCNA4). The transcript is spliced from 2 exons. Bases 1245 to 3212 code for a protein of 655 amino acids. Gene Ontology annotation, biological process: potassium ion transmembrane transport; protein homooligomerization. Gene Ontology annotation, cellular component: voltage-gated potassium channel complex; dendritic spine; membrane. Gene Ontology annotation, molecular function: protein binding; delayed rectifier potassium channel activity; potassium ion binding. Lineage: Eukaryota; Metazoa; Chordata; Aves; Passeriformes; Passerellidae. The record is from RefSeq and is a predicted model, not a curated record.